AUUCGCUUUUUUUUCUAAAGGGGCGUAUUUUUCUUGCCAAUUUAAUUACAAACCAACGUUCAAUGCACACGAUACACUCUGCAAUAAUGUCAGUCGACUAUUUGCUACAUUUGAGCAUCAUGUCAAGGUGAUAUUAUUGUGCAGAAAGCCAGGAUGAGGGUUUAAGAGCGUUUUUGUGGGAAGUCUCUUCAAUGGAGGGUUGAGGUAACGUUAGCCCGUCUUGUUACAGAAGAGGACGCUGUCGCUCCUGGAUAUGACCGGCAUUCCCUCUCGUUUCGUGUAAUCAAUAAAAGAGUAUCUAUGUCCAUUCAUAUUUUAAUGUUUGACUAGAGGACAACCUCAAUGAGGAAGUGUAAGAAACGAGUUGGCCAGUCAAAAGCUGGAAGGGAAACGGACAAAGGAAUAGGUCAGGGCCAUGCCGAUAUGGAUGCUCUACUCUGUCCGCCCUCUCCAUGCAGACUGAACUUCCCUGCGACUAGAGACACUCUUACGUACGCGCAGGCUCAGAAGAUGGUGGAGAUCGAGCUGGAGGGCAGGCUCCACCGGAUCAACAUCUGUGACCAGCUCUCAGUCGUAACAGAGGAUGAGAUGUUGGCCCAGGACCUCACGGAGUGCAACAGCAACAAAGAAAACAGCGUGCAGAGUCGAGCGAGGCAGGGAAACAAACAAGUCGUUUCUAAAAGCAGGAAGAAAGAUGGCAAGCAUGCAGCUAAAAGUCGACGAUCUGGUUCUCAGUGUAGCUCGCAAAGCCAUGUCUAUUUGACACACCACAUCCAAAGCCCCCUGCCUAAGCCUAUGUUUCGUAAGGUGGAGAAGUUCACGCCAUCACCAGCUCCUCCUCUUCCUGUGGCUUAUUACCGCUACAUGGAGAAGUCUGGGGAGGAGUUGGACAAUGAAGCCGAGUAUGACAUGGAUGAGGAGGACAUGGCUUGGCUAGAGAUUGUCAACCAGAAACGUGUGUCUGACGGUCACGCUUCAGUUCCCCCAGACACGUUCGAGCUACUGAUCGAUAGACUUGAGCGAGAGUCCAUUUUAGAGUCUCGCAGUCAGGCGCUGUCCCAGAGCACCAUCGAUGAGGAAGCCUACUGUUGCGUUUGUCUCGACGACGAGUGUCUCAACAGCAACGUCAUCCUGUUCUGCGACAUCUGCAACCUCGCUGUGCACCAGGAAUGUUACGGGGUGCCUUACAUCCCGGAAGGCCAGUGGCUGUGCAGAUGCUGCCUGCAGUCCCCGUCACGUCCUGUGGAUUGCAUACUCUGUCCGAAUCGGGGAGGUGCGUUCAAACAAACCAGCGAUGGAAACUGGGCCCAUGUCAUUUGUGCCAUAUGGAUACCUGAGGUGUGCUUUGCCAACACUGUGUUUCUGGAACCCGUGGAGGGAGUGAAAAACAUUCCUCCGGCAAGAUGGAAACUCACCUGUUACCUCUGUAAGCAGAAAGGCAGGGGGGCGUCUAUUCAGUGUCACAAAGCAAACUGCUACAGGGCGUUUCAUGUUACCUGUGCCCAAAGAGCUGGGCUCUAUAUGAAAAUUGACCCCGUGCGAGAGACUGGCACAAACGGCACUACUUUUACUGUGAAGAAGACAGCGUUCUGCGAGAACCACUCUCCCCCUGGCGCAGGCGGCGAAGGGAAUGAGGACAAUGGAUUGGUCGGAGGCAGGGGUAAAAGGGGUCAGAGGUCAUAUAUGUUAAGCCCUCCGCUGCAGCAGAACCAGAAUGGGCGUAAAAAAGGUUCAGCCACGCAACAAAAGAAAACGCAGAAGAAUGCAGCCAGGGGCUCACGUAAGACAAGAGUGCCUCUCCUUCUGGUGCCACAGAUUCCAUCUUUUAGGCUCAACAAGAUUUGCACUGGAGUAUCUGUUGAGAGAAAGAAUCAAUUCAUGCAGAGACUUCACAACUACUGGCUGUUAAAACGUCAUUCACGUAAUGGAGUACCGCUCAUCCGCCGACUUCAUUCGCAUCUACAGACUCAGAAGUUGGAGCAGAGAGAACCGGAUGCAAAGUUGCAGGCUGUCAGAGAGGAGCUGAAGUACUGGCAGAAGCUUCGUCAAGACCUGGAAAAAGCGCGACUUCUUAUCGAGCUCAUACGGAAGCGAGAGAGACUAAAAAGAGAACAGAUGAAACUUCAGCAGGCUGCGCUGGAGAUGCAGCUCACCCCUGCGCUGGUGUUUCUCCGCUCAACACUGGAGCAGCUGCAGGAGAAAGACACGGAUCAUAUUUUCACUUCGCCCGUCAAUCUGAAGGAGGUACCAGAUUAUCUGGAGUUUGUUACCGAGCCGAUGGACUUCUCUAAAAUGCACGACAGACUGGAAGCUCAUAAAUACAUCUCGGUGGCUGAUCUGGAAAGCGAUUUUAAUCUCAUGAUAUCCAACUGUCUGAGGUACAACUCCAAUGACACUGUGUUCCACAAGGCUGCCAUGCAGCUGUGGGAAGUGGGAGGAGCUAUCUUGAGACACGCCCAACAUCAGGCUCUCAGCAUAGGCCUUGAUCCCAGCACAGGCACGCACCUGCCAGACAAGCACAGCACAAAUGGCUCCACAGUCUCCUGGUUGGAUGAAGUUGAUUUGCUCUUGGAUCCUGAAAACCGAGUUCACAUGUCUCCAGAGGACCAGCUGAAAAACCUGCUGGACAAACUGGAUCUGGUGACGUCCAUGCGCACCAGCGGAGGCCGCACAAAACGCAUGCGCCUCCUGCGAAGAGAAAUUAACAGUCUCCGUCACAAGAUCAGCCACCAGGGACGCAACUCGCGACGCCUGAACGGGAAAAUGAAAGAGGAAAAGAGGAAAGAGGAAAAACGUGUGGACAAGAUGGAUUUCAUAAGCUCCCAUGCAGACCCCAAAAAAUCGACGUCACGAAAAGCUCAAGAACCCAGUUGUCCGGCCUCUUCACCUUUACCUGGAGAUGCUCCACCAAACCCACCCCUGUUCACCCUUGAGACUGGAAGAACCACCACAUCAGGACAGUCAAAUAAAUCUGGCGGCAGAAGACAAAAAGGGAAAACAAAAGAAAAAGGUCAGAGUGAAGAUCAUGAUGAGACUGAAGAAAAAGAAGAAGAGAACUUCCACUCAAAGAAACAUGACACAGUGGCCUCCAGUCCGCAAGAGGAAGCUGUCAACAUGGUUUCCUCCCCCAAGAUGGGUGUGGGUCGUCGCACAUCUGUCCUCUUCAAGAAAGCUAAAAACGGUGCCAGGUUAACGAAGGAAAAAUCAGUUUUAUUGCAAAAUGGAGUCAGCAAAGUUGAAAAUGGAAUCUCACAACACGAGCAUACCCCUCAAACCAAAUUACAGUCAGCAAAAUCCACGUUUCCUUCACUACACCAACUGAGAUCCAGAGGACCAAGCACGUGUUCAGACAGCGAGGGUGAAAAGUCCCACUCGCUGCCUGAAGAGAACGGCUUGACAAAUGGACUCAAGAGGCAAAAUGGGAACUCUUCAGAUUCAGAAAGCUGCACUCCCACUUUCCCAACACACAGUUCCCCACCACCAAAACGCAGUCGUGGUAAACCAGCUAUGAGCAAAGUUCCUGUUGGUGCAGUGAAUGGAGUUUCCACAAGCAGAGCGGUUUCUCAAAACAAUGAUGAAAUGGAGCCUCUUACCUUAGUCUGGGCGAAAUGUCGUGGUUACCCAUCAUACCCUGCAAUGAUUGUCAACCCCAAAAUGCCCCGGGAAGGAAUUCUUCACAAUGGGAUUCCCAUCCCAGUGCCUCCUAAAGAUGUUUUGAAUUUAGGCAGACGCAGACAGGAGGUGACUAAUGAGAAGCUCUUCCUUGUGCUCUUUUUCGAUACCAAGAGAACCUGGCAGUGGCUGCCAUUGGAUAAGCUCCAUCACAUGGGUGUUGAUGACACAGUUGACCGACUUCGUCUGAUGGAGGGCAAGAAACCAAAUGUACGGAAGUCCGUGCACAUGGCUUACGACAGAGCAAUGACACACCUUAGCCAAGUGCAGGAAAACUCAACUUUUAACCCCUCAAAUUUUAUAUAAAGCACUUGAAUAUGAAAUGUACGUCUGAAACUGACUGAAAGAUGUUAAUGAAGGUAUAAGGUAUGAAGAUAUGUGAAUGUCUAUUGGUUUUUAUACCAGCUCUUAAGUUUUAAAUCAUGUCAUUGUUUUACUGUCUACCUUUUACUGUCUGUGACUCAAGGCACAUCAUAAACUGGUUUUAUUAAAUUCCUUCAUAACAUCUAAGAAUGUUGUUUUAUACUCUGUUGUUAUAGUUGAGCCUGUUAAAAAAUUGUUUGUUUGUACAAAAAAUAUAUCUUUGACAAUGCCACUAAUUUCAGUGGUCACUGCAAUGACUCGGCCUGCAAAGAGAAAUAUGUUAGCCUGUUUUUUUUAAUGCGAGGUUACAUUCCCAACACACCAGGGUGUUUGGGCGGAAUAGCUCAGGUACUUGCAAGAAUGCACUAUGUAACAGUUUUGUGAAUGGGUACAAUUCUGAGCUGAGGAUUUUGCUUUGUGAAACGCAUGUGUGCAAAUACCUGUGGUUUAAAUCCCCUCAGUUUUACUGGUUAAUAAUUCUGAGGGGCCAUGCGUGUUUUGUGUUUAAUCAGGUUCUAUUGUCUGUUUUAUGCCAUUUAAUCACUACUUACACCCAGCAUUUUUUUUAAGUCAAUGUGUGCCUGAGUUGCUUUUAAAGUUGUCGAUGAGCUUGUAAUUGUGGGUGGAAACUACGGUGUAAAUAGAAGUGCAUGUAGAAAAUUUGCACAGAUGUGUUUUUAAAUUCUGAAAUGUAUAUUGCCAAACUUUGUAUAUUUGUCAUUUUAAUUUAUUUUGAGUGGUUAUGGAGAUAUUAUUUAAUAGGAAUUGAGGUUUAAUUUAACAGCUCUGUAGAGCUUUAUAUGGUUCAGAAAGCAUUACCACUUUACUGCUAUUGUUCCUUAGUGGUCUUCAGUGAGAGAACGUUAUAGAAUAAAAUAUUACGUAGUCUCUUAGAUAAUGUACGUACCAUAAAAGAAACAUUUUUUUAAAGCCUGUGAAGAGCUAAUAAUACCAAACAAAAAAUGUCAAACGGUAUUUUCUCAAAUGAGAAAUAAACACUGUUGUGCUG
This is a messenger RNA of Triplophysa rosa, 5044 nucleotides long. RefSeq names its product bromodomain and PHD finger containing, 3a (gene brpf3a). The record is from RefSeq and is a predicted model, not a curated record. Gene Ontology annotation, cellular component: MOZ/MORF histone acetyltransferase complex. Gene Ontology annotation, biological process: regulation of transcription by RNA polymerase II. The transcript has 13 exons. Gene Ontology annotation, molecular function: protein binding. Bases 343 to 3978 code for a protein of 1211 amino acids. NCBI's taxonomy places the organism in Eukaryota, Metazoa, Chordata, Actinopteri, Cypriniformes, Nemacheilidae.